Triplophysa dalaica is the source of this 4102-nucleotide messenger RNA. RefSeq names its product protein sel-1 homolog 3. The record is from RefSeq and is a predicted model, not a curated record. Gene Ontology annotation, molecular function: protein binding. The coding region runs from base 147 to 3266 and encodes 1039 amino acids. The transcript has 23 exons. NCBI's taxonomy places the organism in Eukaryota, Metazoa, Chordata, Actinopteri, Cypriniformes, Nemacheilidae.
GCUGCUUAGCCAUAAGAACACGUACACACGAGAAGUUAUCUGAUGCGGACAUGGCGCAACGAGAACAAUAACGCAACAAAUGUACAUGUUGCGUACCAUGAGAUAAGCAAACUGUUCACUUUUAACUUAGAAGAAAGCGCAGGAAAAUGGGAGACUUGGCCAAAUGCUUUCACGUGUUGUGUUUUCCUCUAUUUGUUUUAAUGUCUGCACCUGGAUGUUUAAGCCAGUCCAUCACAGGUGAUGUGGCUUUUCUAAACGCGCCUGACGCGCCGGUCUCCUUGUGGCUUGCGCGCGUUCUCUACACCUGUGCUGAGUCGUCCGUCGUGCACGUACAGGUUCUGGUUUCUUUCGAUACUGGAUCCACCGCAAUCCUUUUUGACAAAUACUGGACGUGCGAGGCAGGGCGAACCAGAUCCCGAGUGGUGACGGUGCGUUUCCCCGACUGGCUUGUUUACCGGCCCGAUUGGAUAAUACGCGGUUCCGAUUGGGUGCUCAGCUGUUUGUUGCGCGCCUGGAUCGGCUCUGACGAUUCCCCAGAACCGGACAGGUUUUCACUGGCUAGUGUGGCCGUACACCUCGAUGUUCAGCCACCACUCAGUCGACCCGUUAAGAAUCACCUGGUUUGUGCCAGCUGGGGCGCAGAAUUGCUCAGGCGAGUCGGUGGAGACGAUGCGCCACAGUGCGCAAAAGAAAAUGAGGUGGCCACUUUUCUUUCCACAUUGUAUGCAUCUACUGGGGAGAAUUAUGGGAUCAUCAAAGCCCUCAAACCAUUCAAAAACAAACUGUUGGAAGGAUUAAGAAUAAAAUCCAUCUACUCUCCCUGGUGUGCCUUUUCACUCUGGGUUUUGCUGGUUAAACCCUGCAGUAACCAUCUGUGUGGCCUUCUGCACCACAUUAAUGAUGAAAAUGAUUACGCCACCCCAUCCAUGUUCCUCACUAAAACCGGUCAGAUUCAUGUGCAGUUGGUCAGAGAUUCUGGACAACCGUCAGCGUUUCUUUCUCCGUUCAAGGUUCCUCUUGGUCAGUGGUGUCUUAUCCACCUAGAGAUUCUUGGAAGAUCGACACAGCUUUCAAUUGCAUGCUCUGAUGGACAGCAGCAAUUUAUUAAGACUGCUGAACAUGUGUUUGACAUUAACCCCAUGCUGGAUGACACGCAUGGCUACUUUGUUAUUGGUGGAGGCAAAUUCACAACGGGCAUUGAAGGAUAUUAUGGACCGACUAAAUUCUACCGCACAAAGGGGCUCCCAGCUGACCCUGCCGAAAUUCAACUUCCUGAUAUAAUUGCGAAGGUAAAUAUAACUGGAUGGUUGCAAUCUUGUCAGAAGUUUAAAGCUGAUCUUUUCUUCAAUGCACAAUCCACUGUCAACAGGCUGUCUGGCAGCUGUUUGGACGCAUACACAGAUCUUUUACUAAAUCACGGUACGGAGAUCACAACUGAACGAUGCACUUUCUUCGAAUCACCAACCAAUCGUCACAGGCAUCAAGUGGCACGGUUGACUAAGAUUCUGUCACAAAAACAAGGUUACGUGUUGUCCUCUACGCUAGGCCGGGUGCUGUAUUCUCUAGUCUUGCGUAAACUGAAAUCAUCUGAUGGCCUCGAGGUAAUAAAGAGACUGAUGCCUUUUCUGCUACAGUCUGGAUGUUUAGGGGACAACAGGGCACUGCAUCUCUCCUCUGUGCUUUAUAGCAGUGGGUUUGGAGUUAAGAAGCAGCCAUACAAGGCUUGGCUGCUGUCCCUGUUGGCAGCUCAGGACGACUGGAGACUGGCCCUGCUGCGUUUAGGACACAUGCAUCAUGUCGGUGACCUAGACGUGACCCCUGACCAUGAACUGUCCUAUGCGUAUUACAUCAACAUCGCAAGACAGACCACCACGGAUCAUAAAAAACCCACUCCACAGCAGACAUUUGUUGAGUUAAUACGGUUAAACGAUGAAGAGGCCUUGAAGGCCCAAACCAGUGAAAACGACGAUCUGUUUCAUUGGCUAAAGCUUCAGGCACGGAGUGGAGUGGCUGAAGCAGAGCAAGCGAUGGGCCGUAUGUUGUUCUGGGGUCAGCAGGGUGUGUCUCCAGACAUUCAGACCGCCGUGAAGCACUAUGAGAGAGGAGCCACCAGACUUCAUGACCCUGUCUCCGCGUACGACUACGCCAUCGUGCUCCUCACGGGACAAGGAGUUCAACAAAACGUGCAAAAGGCUGUGACAUUUCUGAAUAAAGCAAUAGAACAGGGCUUUGUUCCUGCCAUCACGGCUUUAGGAUGGUAUUACGAGCAGUUUGAAAGAGAUUACGAGAAGGCCGCACUUCUGUGGAAGGAGGCUGAUGGCAAAGGUCACCCUGAUGCUGCUAUGAAUCUAGGAGUUCUCUACUCUCAGGGUCUCUACCCUGGACAUCCUCAAGACAGGUUUAAAGCCUUUCAGUGCUACCUGAGGUCAGCUCAGAGAGGUCAUAUGAACGGUGGCAUCGCACUGGCGGAUGUUUGGAUUCAUGGGAUUCCUGGUCAAGUGGCCAGACGUCCAGAAGAUGCUGUUUUGUGGGCUAAAUGGGCGUCUGAACAGAACGGAUAUCUAGGAACAGUCUUGAGAAAAGGCUUGAAUGCCCAUCUCAAAGGAGACUGGAUUAUGUCUUUGAUUUAUUAUCUCAAUGCGGCAGAGAGUGGCUUUGAAGGCGCUCAGUUUAAUGUGGCGUACCUCUGUGAACUCAACUCUGCCUUUUUGAACCCAGCCCUGGUAACUCAAUGUAUGUUGAGAUACUAUAACAUGUCCAUACAAGGUCAAGAUCCAGCUUCUUAUGCGCUGAUCAAAAUGGGAGAUUUGUUGUACGGUGGACAAGCUUCCGGCAGAAGAGAGGUUUCUGGCGCAGCUGAGAUGUACAAACAAGCAGCUCUUAUGAGGAAUCCACAGGGUUGGUAUAACCUCGGCCUGCUCGUCCAGGAAGGCGAGUCUCUGCCGUUCAGUCUUCUUGCUGAACUAAAUUUGCUUCAUCUUUACUUGACAGACAAGCAGAAGCUCCUCACCAACCUGUUUCACAGAUGUAUAGAGACAAACAGUGUUGAGGCAUACCUGCCGUGCACGCUAGCGCUCCUCAACGCACACCUUCCAUCCUUCCAAGUAGAUAAACAUACAGCAGUUAAGCUCAUCGCCACAGUUUCGGCAGCUGUUGGAACUUUGUCUCUUGUUUUUGGACUUUUUAAACGGAGGACAGCGGACCACCGCCAGCCCCCACAAUCAUCUACCCAAGACCAAGAGGAGGAAUCUGAAAACCUUGGAUGAUAUUUAUUUUUUAGACCUAAUGAUUGUUUCUUCAUACAGAGCACUUUAUGAACAAUCGUGAAGUUUUGUAACAUUUCGAAUUGUAUUACAAUUCAUAUUCUUUCAUUUAUAAUCAGGCAACGAGACUUUGAAACCAUACAACACAUCCACACAUGUCAUUCCUCAAAGGUUUUAACUAAAUGCUUUUUAAAAAAUAAGGUUUACCAAGAUAUUUUCUGACUUUUCACUUACGCUUUAAUAAGAAAACAUAUUUUUCUUGCUGUGAUUUUAAUGUGAUCAUUUUAAAUUGUUUAACUUCUGUUAGGUUUUCCUUUAUAGAGCUUUUGCAGUAUCACUUCAGUGUCUCUAGACAAACAAAUUUUUUCCCUCUCUUGGAGGUAGAGGGUCCCGGCGGGGCGACUCUUGCUGCUUCUAAUGAAAGUGUGUGCAGCGCUCCCGGUUUUGUGUGUAGAGUGAUGCAAACAGCAGGUGUUCAGCAAGCUGUGAUAUGCCCAGGGCCCCGGGAACACACGUUUAAUUAAAACAACACCCAAAAGUUGAGUAAUCCCCUGAUAGAGGGACUGCACCACACAGUGUCAAGGGGACGGGAAUCUCACAGCGUUCAAAUUAAAAUAAUGCGAAGCUCUCAGCGAGACAUUAACAGUGAAAGCUAGUUUUUGAUAGCGUACAUAAUGUAAAUGUUUCAUUAAAGAGAUUUGUAUAAAUGUUCUGUGAAUGUGUUCAUCUCUGCACAUCCUUUAGUCAAACUUUUUAAACCAUCCAUCAUGCUAUAACCGUCGUGUGAGAUUUGUAUUUCAUGAAUCAGGUAGAGAACAUGAUUUGCAGCUUUUAGAAAA